Messenger RNA from Aspergillus heteromorphus CBS 117.55, 1143 nucleotides. RefSeq names its product BRCT domain protein. The transcript has 5 exons. The record is from RefSeq and is a predicted model, not a curated record. NCBI's taxonomy places the organism in Eukaryota, Fungi, Ascomycota, Eurotiomycetes, Eurotiales, Aspergillaceae. Bases 1 to 1143 code for a protein of 380 amino acids.
AUGGGCAAAACAUUCAAGAACAUCCACGCCUGCUCGGCGGGGAAGUUUGACGUGAACGCCGACAAGAUCCCCCAAUGGAUCCGGGCCAAUGGAGGACACUACUCGAAGGAUAUCGGCGACGAAAUCACGCACCUGAUCGUGAGUAAAGAGGCCUAUAAGAAUGACAUUGAGAUAGUGCGCAAGGCCAAGCGUGUGAAGUCCAUCAAGAUCGUCUCCUUCGAUUGGCUGGAGGACUCCCUCCAGUCUAAGAAUCGAAGACCCAAGCGGGAGACGGAGUAUCUUCUUGAAAAUAUCCUCAUGGCUGAGAAGAAAGCUAACGAGAAGAAGAAGGGGAAGAGAGAAAGAAGUGGCAAGAAGGAGGAUCACAGGUCGGAAGAUGCACGGUCUCAGAAGAAACGCGCAGUAAAUCCGAAGCCCGAGGACCCGUUCCGUAAGAAAAAGAAGGGAGUGAAGGCGGGGAGUGCUGCUUGUAUGUCCACCAGGGUGACGUACGAUGCGACGCUUGUGCGGUUGACGGUCUCGAGGAGUGCAAGAGAGAAAUAUGUUAUUAGGAUCUACGAAUCAAACAAAGAACCGCUCGUCUACGCCACACAUAUCGAGUACAGCCGCAUCGGCAAACAACAGAGCGAGCUCCUGACUCCAAUGAGGGCAGACCGGGAUACCGCCGUGAAAGCAUUCAAGACGUUGUUCCACGACAAGACGGGCAUGGAGUGGGAAAAUAGACUGGACGGGAUCUUACCCCCCUGUAAAAGAGAUGCGCAGGGGAACAUGUUGCCUCCUCAUGAGGGUUGGUUUUAUUACGAAAACCGAGAAGGGUCGAUAUCGAGUUUCCUUCGUGCGGAGGUGGUUGAGAUGACUGUGGAGGUUGAUGAUGGUCCUUCUGGAGAACAUGACAAUACUGUGGUGGCUGAGACACUGGAUCGGCCUACGGCUGACCUGCCUCUGGAUUUACAGGAGGCGGAGGCCAAGAAGGAGCACGAUGAAAAUAAUACCGUGGCGAACGAGACACGUACGUCUGAUCAGCCUCCGGAUUUGCAGGACGUGAAGGUUGAGCAGGAGCAAGACGAGAAGGACGAGGACGAGGCCGAGGGAUCGGUUGAACACGGCGGGUUGCAGGGGGAGGAUUGUGAUUUGACAACCUGA